This is a messenger RNA of Erythranthe guttata (spotted monkey flower), 1811 nucleotides long. RefSeq names its product Glycosyltransferase family 29 (sialyltransferase) family protein. The record is from RefSeq and is a predicted model, not a curated record. Lineage: Eukaryota; Viridiplantae; Streptophyta; Magnoliopsida; Lamiales; Phrymaceae. Gene Ontology annotation, molecular function: sialyltransferase activity.
AAUCAUUUUUAUUUUUUUAAACCCUCUUCCAAUUAUGUAACAAAAUCUAAUAAAAACACAUAUGAAAGUGAAACCUUCCCCAAAUAUCCCCUCACUUAAAUAAUUAAUUAAUAAACAAAAAAAAAUAGUUGGAAUCUCAAAAUCACACACACAAACACGCACAUGAUUAGUAGAUUUGGCUUUAUUAAUUAAACUUCAUUAAUUAAACUAAACGUAAUUAAUUAGAUUCUAUUUCCCCCAAUUUCUCUCCCACCCCUUCCAUUUAGGUAUUUUCCUCCCAACUCUCUCUCUCUCUCUCUUCUUCCCCAGAUCCCCCCUUUCUCUCUCUCUCUAGAACUCCACUCCGCCACUGUAAAUUAUCACAAUUAUUCGCCGGAGAUUCAGCAUUUCCGCAGCUAGCUAUCAAUGCCCAAUGCGUUUGUGUUUUAGCAGAUCUUCCUCACCAGCUACUACAGUUUCGAUUGGUGUAUGUACUACUCAAUGAAGCGCACUCUACGCCCACUGUACAGUGUUCUUCUCCUCCUAGUUAUGGCGGCCACUCUCACUAUCAGAGUCGUGGUUCAGCAGAACGGAUCUCUCCAGCUGAAAUACGAGUUUUCACCUGUUCGAACCCCUAAAAAACCGGUCUUCAACGCCACCCUAUUGAACCACGCCGCCGUCGACAUCGGCGGGCCCAAAUUGAAGCAGGAGAUCGACGAUUUGCUCGAGGGAAAUUUCAGAACCCGCGGACGACAGAGAACGUUCCUUUCCUCCGGCAAAUACCACAUCGACGUGAAACUCCGGUCGUCUAGAGGCACGCCGCUGCAGCUCCGGUCGCCGGAGUUCUACCGCCUGUGGCUGAGUUUCAGAAGGUACUUAUCCGAUUGGUCUCGGAAUCGGAGGUUUUACUCCGACGCAAUGUCGGAUUUGGUUAGCGAGAUUAGAGUUCCGAUCGACGAGUUCAACGGUGAGAAGAGUUCGAAAGGGAGAUACAAAAGCUGUGCUGUGGUGGGGAAUAGUGGGAUUUUAAUGAAGAGGGAUUACGGUAAAUUAAUCGAUAGCCACGAAGCUGUGAUCCGUUUGAACAACGCGAGAACGACAAGCUUCGAGAAAAAUGUAGGAUCGAAAACGAAUAUUUCGUUUGUCAAUAGUAACAUUCUGCAUCUAUGUGCGCGUAGGGAAGGCUGUUUUUGCCAACCCUACGGUAAAAAUGUACCCAUGAUCAUGUACAUAUGCCAGCCUGCGCAUUUCUUCGAUUACUUAGUCUGCAACUCCUCACACAAAGCCCCGUUAAUAAUCACAAACCCGAAAUUCGAUGUCAUGUGUGCUCGAAUCGUGAAGUACUAUUCUUUGAAAAGAUUCGUCGAGUCAACCGGGAAAGAUUUCGGCGAGUGGGGCCCGUCUCACGAGGGGGCAAAUUUUCAUUACUCGUCCGGGAUGCAGGCGGUGAUGCUUGCUUUGGGUGUUUGUGAAAAAGUGAGCAUUUUCGGGUUCGGAAAAUCGAAACUCGCGAGGCACCACUAUCACACGAAUCAGAAGGCGGAGCUUUCGCUGCACGAUUACGAGGCGGAGUAUGAUUUUUAUCGGGAUUUAAUGGAGCGGCCCGAGGUGAUCCCGUUUGUUUCGGAUAAGUUUAUGUUCCCCCCUGUUGUAAUGUAUCACUGACUUUUCGAUUCUUGAUUUUCCACUUGUUUCGAUUAGAGGUGUAUUGUAUGUUUUGGUGUCUAGAUAUUCCUUGUUUGGGGUUUUUUUGAUUGAGAGAAUGGAAUUGAUUUUGCAACUGUAAUUGUACAUUGAAUUGAAAGAAAUAUAUUCACACUUUCUUUUUCUUA